AACAGACGCGGAAGUGGGACACACUCGCCAACUCACUUCCGGUCUGACGAUGGGGCUCACGAUCACCUCCAUCGUGUCGCGGCUCUUCGGCAAAAAACAGAUGCGAAUCCUCAUGGUGGGAUUGGAUGCUGCUGGUAAAACGACAAUUCUGUACAAGCUAAAGCUGGGAGAAAUCGUCACCACCAUCCCGACUAUUGGUUUCAAUGUGGAGUCGGUGGAGUACAAGAACAUUUGUUUUACUGUGUGGGAUGUGGGCGGUCAGGAUAAAAUCCGUCCAUUGUGGAGACACUAUUUCCAGAACACACAGGGCCUUAUCUUUGUUGUGGACAGUAAUGACCGGGAGCGAGUGCAGGAGGCAGCAGAAGAACUACAGAAAAUGCUUCAAGAGGACGAGCUGAGAGAUGCUUUGUUGCUGAUAUUUGCAAACAAGCAGGACCUGCCAAAUGCCAUCUCCGUCAGUGACAUGAAGGAUAAACUGGGAUUGACCUCUUUGAGCAGCAGAAAUUGGUAUGUGCAGGCGACCUGUGCCAUACAGGGCAAUGGCCUGUUUGACGGCCUCGACUGGCUGUCGAAAGAAUUGUUAAAGAAUUAAGAGAAAAGGCUUCAAGCAAGACUUGGCCUGUUAUCAGUGUCUUGCCUGGUGGAACUUGAACUCGAGGGCGAGAACUUCCUCCAUCGCUCAGUCUAGCUACUUAUAAAGUUGCAUUGUGUGCACAUGUCAUUCACAUCAUGUGUGUACGUCCCACGAUUUCUCCAUGUGUGCACAUAUUGCCCACACUGCACUGAGCGACAGAGGAAUUUUGACCCAAAGACUUCAACCAUUGAUUCCAGUGUAAACCCGCAUCUAUUCAGUCUUUUAUUACUUGUUUAAGCUGCAUGUUUAAAAAAUAAUUUGCAUUGAAGUUUGGAUUGAGCAGACACGGCUAUGGGGAUGCAGGUGUGUGACUGGGCCCGGAGCACGUCAGUGUGGCCUCUGAACUUUCCGCCUUUCUAGCUGUCAAUGUUUGUGACAGGAGGAAAUCUUUUGGCAGAAAUUUACUGAACUGCAGUGAACACAGUUCCCAAAUGUAAUAAAUUCACUCCUUUCAGAACGGCACAACACAACAUCCCUCUGCACCAGUUAUAUUUCCUAGCUUGGACUAUGGUGUUGUUUUAUUGGCUGUUUAACUUAGUGAAGCUUCUCAAUGUUGGCCGUGCUGUAAGUGUACAUAUUCUUUACAGGACGUGUCAGUGACAGAAGAUGUGUGGUGUAGAUGUGAAUUGGUAAUUGCUUUGUGCAGGAGUGUGUGGGGAAUGGAAGAAGGUACAGAACGCAGCAGUAGCCUAGCUUUUCCAAGUCCAACCAGAAUGGCUGCUGCAUUUGUGGGAAUGAAAAACAGUAUCUCCACAGGAAAUUAAUCAAACAAACUUACACCAAUUCAGAGUCAUCUCACUUCCCCACAAUGCUGAGCUGCUGCCUUGUGUCAUGGCAAGGCCUGGCUCCUGGCUUCAUGUUUAGCUGUCGGAGGCUCUGGCUCUGCCCUGCACAGUGUCUGUCUCUGUGCUGAUUGACUAGAGGCUGGAAGGCAGUGCUUCAGCCUGUAAUUAAAGUGUUUGGGAUAAUUCAGAGUUGAUUUAGAGAAGCCACAGCUUAUGGAAACACCGUGUGUAAAACAAUCCACUGCUCUGCCAACCUCCCCAAAGGCGGAUUUUACAAAAACAAAAUUGGAUGAGCCGAAUAUUAAACUGUACAUUGAAUCCCUUUGCUCCUGAGCCCAUUCCUCUUUGAUUCUAAACAUAUGGCUGAACAGUGAAGUUACCUUUGAACCCAUUCCAUCUGACUUCAUUGAGUUUCUUGGCUUUCUUUCCCACACUGUGAUCCUGAUUGUCAUUUCUGUAGCACGGUGAUAAUUAAUUCAAAAUGUUCUUCUACUCCGAGAUUCAAUGAGUCAGGCAAUUCAUCCUUCUUUUAAGUCCCGAGUGCGAUGCUUUUAUAUGUCAGCACUCCUUUCUGAAAUUCUGCUGCUUGAAUCCUAAUAAAGGCCUUUUCAUAAAUGUUCCCCGAUCUUUUGUGCAGGAAUUGUGGUUUGCUUUUGUGCAAGAAAAUGUUCAGACCAAUAAAACAAUUAUUAGUUUCCUGA
Callorhinchus milii (elephant shark) is the source of this 2120-nucleotide messenger RNA. RefSeq names its product ADP-ribosylation factor 4. Gene Ontology annotation, biological process: intracellular protein transport; vesicle-mediated transport. The transcript has 6 exons. The record is from RefSeq and is a predicted model, not a curated record. Gene Ontology annotation, molecular function: GTP binding; GTPase activity. Gene Ontology annotation, cellular component: plasma membrane; cytoplasm. Bases 50 to 592 code for a protein of 180 amino acids. NCBI's taxonomy places the organism in Eukaryota, Metazoa, Chordata, Chondrichthyes, Chimaeriformes, Callorhinchidae.